UCUCACAUCAUUGGGAAUUCUCACACUGCCCUGAAUAUAAGCAUCUGUCUGUAAUUCUCUUGUUUUGCAAUUGAAAUGGAUUUGCUUGACAAAGCCAAGAAUUUUGUGGCGGAGAAAGUAGCCAACAUAAAGAAACCGGAGGCUUGUGUCACCGAUGUGGAUCUGGGUGGCAUCCACCGUGAUCGCGUAGACUAUGACGCUAAGAUCACCGUUACCAAUCCUUAUGGUCAUCCCUUGCCUAUUUGCGAGAUUUCCUACACUCUCAAGAGCGAUGGCAGAGAGAUAGCAACAGGGAAAAUGGCAGAUCCGGGAUCACUGAAGGCAAACGACACGACGUUUCUGACUGUGCCGGUUGGGGUGGCACAUAGUAUACUGGUGAGCUUGGCGAAGGACAUAACUAGAGACUGGGACAUCGAUUACGAGUUGGAGUUGCGUCUAACUAUCGAUCUUCCUGUCAUCGGUGAAUUCACCAUUCCUCUUUCCAGCAAAGGGGAAGUCAAGCUUCCCAGCCUCAAGGACUUUUUCUAACUAAAUCAAGUUCUUACAAACUAGCGGUGAUGUGUAACAUUACAUUUUCAGUUUUGAAUAAAAUUCACCUUAUAAAGGCA
Molecule: messenger RNA, 608 nt
Organism: Mercurialis annua (annual mercury)
Lineage: Eukaryota; Viridiplantae; Streptophyta; Magnoliopsida; Malpighiales; Euphorbiaceae
Product: desiccation protectant protein Lea14 homolog
Exons: 2
Coding region: 76-528 (150 amino acids)
Biological process (GO): response to desiccation
Cellular component (GO): cytosol
Source: RefSeq, a predicted model, not a curated record